Messenger RNA from Coffea eugenioides, 2527 nucleotides. RefSeq names its product acyl-CoA-binding domain-containing protein 4-like. The record is from RefSeq and is a predicted model, not a curated record. Gene Ontology annotation, molecular function: fatty-acyl-CoA binding; protein binding. Gene Ontology annotation, biological process: lipid transport. Lineage: Eukaryota; Viridiplantae; Streptophyta; Magnoliopsida; Gentianales; Rubiaceae. Bases 192 to 2207 code for a protein of 671 amino acids. The transcript is spliced from 18 exons. Gene Ontology annotation, cellular component: cytosol.
CACCGAUUCAAAAUUCACCAAAUUCUAAUACUAUAAAUAUAAAUAACAAGGAGUGAUAGUAAGUCCAGUCCUCUUCCUUCGCCUCCAGAACAUUUCCGGAAUCGAUCUCAGAUUUUCUGAAUUUCGAUUCCAUCUGAAUCCCAAAUUGCAAGAGAACCAGAGAAAAAGGAAGCAAGGGGCUGGAAAUAGCAAUGGCGAGGUCUCUUUCUAGCCUCGCAUAUCCGGAAAGAUUUUACGCCGCGGCAGCCUACGCUGGCUUUGAUGGAUCUCCCGCUUCUUCUGUGAGCUCAAAGUUCUCUAACGACGUCGCUCUCCUUCUCUACGCCCUCUAUCAACAGGCGACAGUAGGACCCUGCAAUAUUCCCAAGCCCAAAGCAUGGAGUGCUGUUGAGCUAAGCAAAUGGAGGAGCUGGAAUGAGCUAGGAAACAUGGUAUCUACUGAGGCAAUGCGACUCUUUGUCAAAAUAUUGGAGGAAGAACAUCCAGGAUGGUAUUCAAGAGCCUCGAACUUCAUAAUGGAGCCUGCUGUGGAUGUUGAAAUGAAUGUGAGUCUGCUUACAGUGCAAAAUGCAAAAGUUGACUUAGUCACUGAGAAUGGAAACAAUAUUCCAGAGGUGAAGACAAUUCCAGCUGAAAAUGGAAACCUAUCAGAAACUCAGGAUUUGGAAGUUGUAUCUGAAGGCUUUGGUGCGGUUGGUGUCUAUGAUCAAUGGGUUGCACCUCCAGUAUCUGGUACACGCCCAAGAGCGCGAUACGAGCAUGGAGCUGCUGUUAUUGAUGACAAAAUCUAUAUAUUUGGUGGAAACCAUAAUGGUCGUUACCUUAGUGAUCUCCAGGUGUUGGAUUUAAAGAGCUGGACGUGGACGAAGGUUGAAGUUAAAGCAGGGAUUGAGGCUUCUCCUGCAACUGUGACUCCCUGCGCAGGCCAUUCCUUGAUAGCGUGGGAAGGAAAUAAGCUUCUUUCGGUAGGAGGACACACCAAGGAUCCUUUGGAAACUAUGCAAGUGAAGGUGUUUGAUCUGCAAAAUGGUAGCUGGUCAACCUUGAAGACUUAUGGAAAGCCACCAGUUUGUCGUGGUGGACAAUCAGUAACCCUCGUGGGGACAAGCUUGGUGAUAUUUGGUGGACAAGAUGCAAAGCGAUCUCUUUUGAAUGACCUGCACAUUUUGGACUUGGAGACAAUGACCUGGGAUGAAGUAGAUACCUUGGGAGUGCCACCUUCUCCAAGAUCUGAUCACACUGCUGCAGUGCAUGCGGAGCGCUACCUUCUUAUCUUUGGAGGAGGUUCACAUGCUACCUGUUUCAAUGAUUUGCAUGUUCUGGAUUUGCAAACUAUGGAAUGGUCAAGACCUACACAACAAGGCGAAAUUCCGAGUGCCCGAGCUGGACAUGCAGGUGUGACAGUUGGAGAGAACUGGUUUAUUGUUGGUGGUGGUGACAAUAUGAGUGGGGUCUCUCAAACUGUUGUCCUCAACAUGUCUACCUUAGUUUGGUCAGAGGUAACAAGUGUUCAAGGACGUGUUUCAAUUGCUAGUGAGGGCUUGAGUUUGGUUUUGAGUUCCUAUAAUGGUGAAGACAUCCUGGUCUCCUUUGGAGGAUACAAUGGGCGAUACAGCAAUGAGGUCAAUGUUCUUAAACCCAGCCACAAAUCAACUUUGCAAUCAAAGAUGAUGGAGACUCCAGUACCUGAUAGCGUGUCUGCUGUGCAUAACGCUACAAACCCCACUAGAGAUAUGGAGUCUGAGUUUGAAACAGGUCAAGAUGGGAAAAUAAGGGAGAUCAUAAUGGAUUCAGAGCCCACGAUUAAAAAAGUUGAAGAAACCAGUGAGCGCCUUAUAUCAGCUCUUAAAGCAGAGAAGGAUGAACUAGAAUCUUCUCUCAGCAAGGAGAAACUUCUAACACUCCAGCUGAAGCAGGAGUUGACGGAUGCAGAGACUCGCAAUACAGACCUUUACAAGGAGCUCCAGUCCGUACGAGGCCAGCUUGCUGCUGAACAAUCUAGAUGCUUCAAGCUCGAGGUUGAUGUCGCAGAGCUGCGGCAGAAGCUACAAAACUUGGAGUUACUGCAAAAAGAACUUGAAAUCCUCCAGCGGCAAAAGGCUGCUUCCGAGCAAGCUGCUUUAAGUGCAAAACAGAAGCAGAGCUCAGGAGGGGUAUGGGGAUGGCUUGCAGGAGCUCCUCCCAACCAAAGCGCUGAUAAUGCAUAGAAGAUUAGUACUUCAAUAGUUGUGAUUGCUCGGUCCCAAAAUAGUCAAGUUUCCGUACAAUUAUCCUUGCCAUUAACCCUUUUGAUUUCAUAGAUCAAUAAGCAAUAUAAUUACUUCCUUAGCCGGCGUUAACUUAGGGAGGUCUUCAUCAUCAUUAUAUACAAAGGUAGAAUCCCAGUCUCUGUAAUUAUUUUUGGUUGCCAGUUCCAUAUAUGUUUUACUCAUUCAUUAGUUACUUUUAUGCGGAGAUGAAGAAUUUUGUGAGAGGUGUAUUCAUCUAUUCUUUUUUAGUAAUUGAAAUUUGAAGAACGAUUGGGAGA